Molecule: messenger RNA, 4359 nt
Organism: Stegastes partitus (bicolor damselfish)
Lineage: Eukaryota; Metazoa; Chordata; Actinopteri; Pomacentridae
Product: dihydropyrimidinase-related protein 2
Exons: 14
Coding region: 219-1940 (573 amino acids)
Cellular component (GO): cytoplasm; cytosol
Molecular function (GO): hydrolase activity, acting on carbon-nitrogen (but not peptide) bonds, in cyclic amides
Source: RefSeq, a predicted model, not a curated record
AGCUUUGGUGCAUCGGCGGAGACCGGGAGGCUGCCAGGACGCGAUCCGGAGUUGAGAGACACUUUCUUUUUCCCAUUUGUGGCCUCCCCCCCAAGGAUCAGCUGCGAACCACCUCUGUGCUGCUUCUUCCUCUUCAUCCACCGUCAUCCUCAGCUACAACAUCCCGUCGCUUUAGCGGUUCCGAGGGCGCAGCGUAAAAACCCGAAGCACCGGCGAAGAUGUCUGGCUACCAGGGCAAGAAGAACAUCCCCCGCAUCACAAGUGACCGUCUCCUGAUCAAAGGAGCCAAGAUUGUGAACGAUGACCAGUCCUUCUGCGCCGACAUCUACAUGGAGGACGGAGUCAUCAAACAAAUUGGGGAGAACCUCAUCGUUCCCGGCGGGGUGAAAACCAUCGACGCUCACGGUCGCAUGCUGAUGCCGGGCGGCAUCGACGUCCACACGCGCUUCCAGAUGCCCGACCGAGGCAUGACGUCCGCCGACGACUUCUACCAGGGAACCAAAGCCGCUCUGGCCGGAGGCACCACCAUGAUCAUCGACCACGUGGUGGCUGAACCCGGCAUCACCCUCAUGUCAGCCUUCGAGCAGUGGCGCGAAUGGGCCGACAGCAAGUCCUGCUGCGACUACUCGCUGCACAUCGACAUCACCGAGUGGCACAAGGGCAUCCAGGAGGAGAUGGAGACGCUGGUGAAGGAUCACGGUGUCAACUCCUUCCUGGUCUACCUGGCUUAUAAGGAUAUUUUCCAGCUCACUGACUCUCAGGUAUACGAGGUCUUCAGUGUGAUCCGCGACCUCGGAGCCAUCGCCCAGGUUCACGCCGAGAACGGGGACAUCGUAGCCGAGGAGCAGCGUCGCAUCCUGGAGCAGGGAAUCACCGGACCCGAGGGACACGUGCUGAGCCGCCCUGAGGAGGUGGAGGCGGAGGCCGUAAACCGCUCGGUGACCGUGGCCAACCAGACCAACUGUCCUCUGUACGUCACCAAGGUGAUGAGCAAGAGCGCUGCCGAUGUCAUCGCUCAGGCCAGGAAGAAAGGCACUGUGGUCUACGGAGAACCAAUCACCGCGAGCCUGGGAACAGACGGUUCACACUACUGGAGCAAGAACUGGGCCAAAGCAGCCGCCUACGUCACCUCCCCUCCCCUGAGCCCCGACCCCACCACACCAGACUAUCUCAACUCCCUGCUGUCCUGUGGCGACCUGCAGGUGACAGGAAGUGCACAUUGUCCCUUCAACACCGCGCAGCGCGCCGUCGGCAAGGACGACUUCAGCUUGAUCCCCGAAGGCGUCAACGGCACCGAGGAGAGGAUGUCCAUCAUCUGGGACAAGUGUGUGGUGACGGGUAAAAUGGACGAAAACCAGUUUGUGGCGGUGACCAGCACCAACGCCGCCAAGAUCUUCAACCUGUACCCCAGGAAGGGCCGCAUCGCCGUGGGCUCGGACGCCGAUCUGGUGCUCUGGGACCCGGACCUGACGAAGAUCAUCUCCGCCAAGAGCCACAACUCGGCCGUGGAGUACAACAUCUUUGAAGGCACAGAGGUCCGCGGCGGGCCCCUGGUGGUGAUCAGUCAGGGGAAGAUCGUCCUGGAGGAGGGGAACCUUCACGCCACCGAGGGCUCCGGACGCUACGUGGCCCGCAAACCUUUCCCUGACUACGUCUACAAGAGGAUAAAAGCUCGCAGCAGGCUGGCUGAGCUGAGGGGCGUGCCCAGGGGCCUGUACGACGGUCCGGUCUGCGAGGUGUCGGUCACUCCUAAAACCAUGACUCCCGCCUCCUCGGCUAAGACCUCGCCUGCCAAGCAGCCCAACCAGCCCGUCCGCAACCUGCACCAGUCUGGGUUCAGCCUAUCCGGUGCUCAGGUCGACGACAACGUUCCUCGCCGGAACACCCAGCGCAUCGUGGCGCCUCCCGGCGGCCGGGCCAACAUCACCAGCCUGGGUUAGAGCUCCGUCCUCGGCCGCCGAGGAGGAGACGAGGAGGAUUCGCGGCUGGACGGCCGACGGGAGCUGCGGGGAUCAAGAAGCCGAAAACCGGGGAACCGAACCCCUCUACAGCGCCCGACCGGGUCGUCCGUCAGCCUCUGUCUGUCACGCCCUCCUCCGCCGUUUCUCACCCACUCUCCCCCCAAAACCUGAUACUAGAGGACACAGUUAGAAACAACAACAACAACAACAACAAAAAGGUCUGCCUCACAUGAUGACAAAAAAAAAGAGAAAAAAAAAUGUAACACUCCUUAUUUGAGCACUUUUGACGGCAUUAUUUUGUUUCGUUUUUUUUAUACUGUACUUUCUCCCUGCCAUGUAUCCUUUGGAUGUUUUGCUUUGCUGUUGUUUUCACUGAGGGUUCAAGUGAAACUGAAUCAAUACAGUUGAGAAAAGAUGAUCAAGUUCAUGCAGGAUGUCUGUUGUAUUCUCCAUUCUUUCCUUUUUACAUUUUGGGAGCAGUUAAAAUGGAGCGUUGGUACAAAACUAGAAUGGUUCUGCUCUUUUGUUUAUCCUGUUAAAACAAGCCAAACAGUUUAUUCAGCUCCUUCUUUCAAGCUGAUCUUUGAUUUGUAUUCCGGCGCUUCGCCCUCCGGUGGACUGCCAUCUGUCGCACACCGCUAAGAUCGACGUUUAAUCGAUCAUUCGCCACGAGGACGGCCUUAAGAUUUGAGAACUUAAACACAGUUGCAGCUUCGUUGAGGUACAUUCAUUGCGAGUCGGCUGGAGAGUCGAGAAGGAGCUUUGGCAGGUAGAAAAUAGAGCUUCGUUUAGAUUAGGUGGAAGAAUAAGAGGAGAAGAGGAAAACAGAAAGUUGUAGUGUCACUUCAGCCUUUCCUUGCCUUACUGUCUCUUAACGCCGUCCUCUUAGAGAAGUGUGGGGAAGGUGCCAUCCACGACGCAGCUACACAUUUUCCGCUUUGUUUGCAUUCCUGUGAAUCACGAGAAGGUCCAAAAUUUGUUCCGAUGCCGAGCGCAUCCCGUCCAUCACCGACCAGUGCAUUUACGUACAGAAUGUUUUCUCCUCUCUCCUCCUAAAUGUGACUGUUUUCUACUCAUCCCUCUUUUUCCUUUCUACUCUUUAUGUGCCUGAACCCACAGAAGUUGUACUGAUAGUCUGAUUUUUUCUUUUUUGGUUUUUGUUUUGUUAUGUUGUUCUUUUUCGAGGUAAGUGGAAGGAUGUAAGAUAAAAAAAAAAAACACAAGAAAAAAGAAAAAUGUAAAAUAGCCAGGAUUAACCGAUUCAAAGGUGCCAGAUUUUGCGCUUUCGUAGGGCCUGUCCUGCCGAUAGAGCCCCUCUGUAAAGACGAAAAAUGCUCGAUAUCUUGAAAUGUUCUAAUGUUUUAGAGUUUUUAAAACUUGUUGUCAAUCUGCUUUUUAGUGUCAUUCUGUAACUAGGUGCCUAAGGGCUGAGCACUAUUGAUUUUACGCUUGAAAGUAGACAUGAGCUAAUGUACUUCUGACUAGUGUGCAGUGUUGAUGUGCGAGGGAUGGGACACGCACAGCAGGCUCAAAGCUUACGGUUGUGGACGCUCUUGUUUCUUUUCUUUUCUUUUUUUUUUUCUUUUUUUUUGAAACACAAUCUGGUUUCCAUUAAGCCAAGACGAGCCGAUUUCCUUCCUCUUGUGUUAACAAGGUCUUGGCCCCCAGUCACCAUGUUUCUUCCUCAAUAACUACGGACACAACAAGGGGCCAGUUACGUAAAAGUCAGACUAAUUCUUAGAAUAAUAACAUUACAGUAACACCAUUAUGUUUUUAAAAAGUUGGCUUCAAAGUUUUUUAUGCAGCUGGCCCCUGACCCACUCACACAUAUACAUACAUGCACUUACCAGCCACUUUAUUAAAUACACCAGUAAAAGCUAACAGCUCCGCCAUAAAUUCUACAGUUUUUGCCGUCAAAAAGGUCAUAAUUCUACUUUAUGUUUAUCACUGAGGUAAUAGUGGGUGGUGUUGGUAGUUUACCAGGCUGCAUUACAUUUAAAAGUCUUCUUCAUAUAUUGCUCUGCUCAUUUAUGUGAAUGCGGUGGACAAAAUAUUAAGAAUACAUACAAUGACUAAUCAUUAUGAGGCAUUUUAGAAAAAAUAACAAUAAAAGGGAAAUAAAUGCAAACAAGCAGCCAAAAUGGGUGCUUAAUUAGCAAAUCGUAGCAUAGCAAAAGUAUGCAAUCAACAAGUAUGCGGAAUAUAAAGACACCUUAAAUUAGUAAAUGUUGAACCUUUUAGAUCUACGAGGUCAGAGCAGGUGAAAAAUCUUUAUUGAUGCACCGCCCUGAUGCAUUUUACAUCAUAAAAUGAGCUGGAGUUCAUUGUUCACCAGGUUAAAUAAGGCUGACAGAGCUGAUAAAAAUGGAAUUAUAACCCUUAUGGCAGCAAAAUAUAU